Messenger RNA from Saccoglossus kowalevskii, 920 nucleotides. RefSeq names its product gem-associated protein 4-like. Gene Ontology annotation, biological process: rRNA processing; spliceosomal snRNP assembly. Lineage: Eukaryota; Metazoa; Hemichordata; Enteropneusta; Harrimaniidae. Gene Ontology annotation, cellular component: SMN complex. The record is from RefSeq and is a predicted model, not a curated record.
GAACUUCUGCAAAGUUACUCUGUCUGCACUGGUGCAAGUACUCCCACAAUGCACCAGUCAUGAAUGGGAUACUGUAAUACACAUUAUACAGAGACUAAUGCAUGAUGGUAUUUUACAAGUGCCAUAUGGUACAAGGUUCACUCAUCAAUUGCCUUAUUUCACAUAUCAAGACAAGAUGGUUGAAUUGUGUACAUGUCAGUUGUUAACAUUGGUUAUGGAGCAGAUAUCUGGAUCUCUGUCACUAUGGAAACAUGUCACAAAACAUUACUCAUCAACUAUAAAGAAUCUCGUAUCUCGGCUGUUUGCUUCACCACCAUCCAGUUCUUCAUAUUGUUUUUUGAUUGGACAGUACUUUUGUCAUAUCUGUCAGGUGGCAUCAAUUGUCCAAUCAGAAGUCUUAGAACAAAUCUUUGUAUUGUCAUUAGAGUUACUCAAUACACUUGAUGAGUUUGCUUCCAACAAUCACACUAUUGAUUCAAUGGAAUUAAUCAACCAGAAAACAGUCAUGCUUUCUGCAGUUGCCAUGGUACCAGACUGCGAGAAAAGGUCAAGAUUAGUGCAGAAAAUGAACACUGUCUUUGAGGGUUGAAUAAGAAGAAAAACAUUUUUCAAAAACUUAGUUUUACGUUCACUGACUUUCCAGAUUAUACCAGAUAGUAAAGAUAUAUGCAGGUUCUGUCGACUCGUAAGUUUUGUUGAAAUGAGCAUUUGAGAUGUAAUCCACAGACACAACACAUAUAAGGUUUCACCACUGAAUUGACUAUUUCUAACAAAUUGUUAAAAAUAAUGUAAUAUAAAUAUCUUAUUAUACCAAGUAUUGUUUUUAUUUUAUUGGCACAUGAUGCAAUAGUAUAUUGAUAAUAUCAUAUCAGUAUGAUGUGUUUGCAUGUCACUACGAGCAAUAAAUAAUUACAAUGGUA